Molecule: messenger RNA, 1323 nt
Organism: Myripristis murdjan (pinecone soldierfish)
Lineage: Eukaryota; Metazoa; Chordata; Actinopteri; Holocentriformes; Holocentridae
Gene: prlh2r
Product: prolactin releasing hormone 2 receptor
Exons: 3
Coding region: 1-1323 (440 amino acids)
Biological process (GO): G protein-coupled receptor signaling pathway
Cellular component (GO): neuron projection; plasma membrane
Molecular function (GO): neuropeptide Y receptor activity; neuropeptide binding
Source: RefSeq, a predicted model, not a curated record
AUGCCACAGCAGAACAACUCUGGACUCAGCGGGCAGAGAGCACAGGCUCAGGUGGUGGACAUUUCUGCUGCCAUGGACUGGGGCUUGUCUCUGAACCGUUCCUGGGAGAAUUCACCUCCUGUUCCAGCUUCAUCUUCCUCUCCGUCAGCAUCUGACUCUUCUGCCUCAUCCUCCUUCUCUUCCUCCUUUAACUCCUCUCACUCCCUGCUCUCGGCCUCCCCGUUCUUAGCCUCUUCCUUUUCUGGACUCGAUCUUCUGUUUGACCUCAAGCUCCUCUUCAUCCCUCUCUACUCUGCUGUGGUGCUGAUUGCCUGCUGUGGCAAUCUGCUCCUGCUCUUGCUCAUCUCGCUCAACAAGAAGAGACACAACACCACCAACUUCCUCAUCGGCAACCUGGCACUGGUCGACCUGGUCAUGUGCGUCUUCUGCGUCCCGUUAACAGCCUCCUACGCCUUCGACAAGCGCGGAUGGAUAUUUGGAUGCUUUAUGUGUCACUUUGUCACCAUCAUGCAGUCUGCAGCCGUCUACGCAGCCGUCCUGUCCCUCAUGGCCAUCGCAGUGGACCGCUACAUCGUUGUGGCCUAUCCCAUUCGCAAGAGAGCGGGUUGCCAGUUCUGCUGGGGUCUGGUGGCCCUGAUCUGGCUGUCGUCUCUGGCUCUGUCCACACCCACAGCGCUGCACACCGUCUACCUGGACCUGCAGGCUGCGGGCCUACAGAUGGCCGUGUGUGAGGAGUUCUGGCAGGGACAGGAGCGAGGCCGCCUCAUCUACUCCUGCUUCAUCCUUUUCUUCUCCUACUUUGUCCCACUGGCAGCUGUCUCUGUCUCCCACUGCGCCAUUUCCUACCAGCUGAGACAGAGGACCAAAUCGGACCUGAUGCCAUCUUCAGCUCUGAGGUCUGCCCGGGCCGCCUGGGGCAGGAGGAGGAGGAAGACCUUCUAUGUGCUGCUGGUGUCUGUGCUCUGUUUCGCCUUCUCCUGGCUCCCCAUACAGGUGGUGAAUCUGAUCCGAGACCUGGACACAGACUUCGCCAUCCUGGGGAAGAACUACGUGAACGUCAUCCAGGUGUCGAGUCACCUGUUCGCCAUGAGCUCCACCUGCUACAACCCCUUCAUCUACGCCUCGCUGCACGACAAGUUCCUGUCCUACCUGUGUCAUCACUUUCUGUCCUGGCGGAGAGGAAAAGGAAGAGAGAGGGGUCAAGGGUCAUGUGUGCUGACAGUGUCGCACAGACUGCCACGCCCUCCCGUCUCCUCCGCUCAGGCGGCUACACACAGUGCAGCUGAGAAUAAUAAUACCAAUAUCCCUCAAGGCGGCUACUGA